Saccharomyces mikatae IFO 1815 is the source of this 2295-nucleotide messenger RNA. It is a transcript of the gene AKR1, whose product is annotated as palmitoyltransferase AKR1. Gene Ontology annotation, cellular component: Golgi membrane. Gene Ontology annotation, molecular function: palmitoyltransferase activity; protein binding. NCBI's taxonomy places the organism in Eukaryota, Fungi, Ascomycota, Saccharomycetes, Saccharomycetales, Saccharomycetaceae. The record is from RefSeq and is a predicted model, not a curated record. Gene Ontology annotation, biological process: protein palmitoylation. The transcript has a single exon. The coding region runs from base 1 to 2295 and encodes 764 amino acids.
AUGGUGAACGAGUCAGAGAAUACGCCACAGGCCUCGACCUUGGCGGAUGAAGAUCAAAUGGCUGAUCCUAGCAAUAACGAUUCACAAGAGGAUAUUAGCCUGGGCGAUUUUAACGAUGUUACUUCGUUAUCCUCAUUGAAGGCUAUUCGAUCCGGAAACGAAAACGCAAGCGGAAAUGAGCAGGCUAAUCGUAACGAUGAGGUCGAAGAGGAUCCCUUGCUAACCCGGUAUCAUACCGCUUGCCAAAAAGGUGAUCUAGCGACUGUUAGGGAAAUGAUACAUGGAAAAUUGCUUGAGGUUAAUAACGACGGUGAUCCUGUUGAACAUAUCACUGGUUUACAUUGGGCAAGUAUCAAUAACCGGCUUUCCGUAGUAGAUUUUCUCGUUUCACAGGGCUCUGAUGUCAAUGCAAGGGCAGGCGCUUUGCAUGCUACACCAUUACAUUGGGCUGCAAGAUAUGGGUAUGUGUAUAUUGUGGAUUUUCUGCUCAAACACGGAGCUGAUCCUACUAUGACCGAUGAGCAGGGUUUCAAUCUACUGCAUUUAUCCGUGAAUAGCUCGAAUAUAAUGCUAGUUCUGUACGUUCUGUUCAAUGUUGUUAGCAAAGGUCUUUUAGAUGUAGAUUGCCAGGAUCCAAAGGGCAGAACAUCUCUACUAUGGGCCGCUUACCAGGGAGAUUCCUUAACUGUAGCAGUGUUAUUAAAAUUUGGCGCAAAUAUUAAAAUUGCGGAUACGGAAGGGUUCACCCCACUGCACUGGGGUACUGUCAAAGGUCAACCACAUGUACUUAAGUACUUAAUACAAGGUGGUGCUGAUUUUUUUUUGAAAACAGAUACUGGAAAAGACUGCUUCGCUAUCGCGCAAGAAAUGAACACCGUAUAUUCACUUAGAGAGGCUCUAACACAUUCUGGGUUCGAUAACCAUGGUUAUCCGAUUAAAAAAUGGUUCAAAAAAAGUCAACAUGCUAAAUUAGUUACAUUCAUCACACCAUUUCUAUUUUUAGGUGUCUCAUUUGCUCUUUUAUCUCAUAUCAACUUCCUGUUUGCUAUUAUUAUUCUUUUUUUAUUUGCUAUUGCUACUAAUAAAAUUUUGAACAAAUUUGUUCUGCCGUCAUAUGGGCGAAUGGGUGUCCAUAAUGUCACCUUAUUAAGGUCACCUUUGUUAUCCGGUGUUUUUUUUGGCACUUUACUUUGGGUGACCAUCAUUUGGUUUUUCAAAGUCAUGCCUUGGACAUUUUCUGAUAAGCGCUAUACUAAUGUACUAAUGCUGGUAAUACUUUUGUUAGUGUUUUACCUUUUCGGCCAGCUUGUUCAUCUUGACCCAGGGUGCCUCCCAGAAGAAACUAAUCACGAAAACGUUCGACAAACAAUUUCAGAGUUGCUUCAAAUCGGUAAAUUUGAUACAAAGAGCUUUUGUAUUGAAACAUGGACUAGGAAACCUCUAAGAAGCAAAUAUUCGUCUCUGAAUAAUGCUGUGGUUGCAAGAUUUGACCAUUAUUGCCCUUGGAUUUUUAAUGACGUCGGACUUAAGAACCACAAAGCGUUUAUAUUUUUUAUUACGUCAAUGGAAAGUGGUAUUUUUACUUUCUUAGCGCUUUGCCUGGAAUACUUCGACGAGCUUGAGGACGCGUAUGAAGAAAUAUCUCAGAAAAAUUCCAAAUGCUUUAUUUUAGGAGAUUCAGAUCUCUGUUCAGGACUAGCGCAUGAUAAGUUUACCUUUUUAAUCAUGUUAUGGGCUUUGUUACAAUCUAUUUGGGUUGCAAGUUUGAUCUUUGUCCAAGCUUUUCAAAUUUGUAAAGGGUUGACAAACUCGGAGUUUAAUGUUUUGAUGAAAGAAAGUAAGGCAAUUGGCCCCGAUGGUCUAUCUUUGAAUGAAAACUUUAACACUACGCCAGAAGGAUUUGCGCCCUCAAUUGAGUCUGGUGAGGAGAAUAGUGACACUGUACUAUCUCCGGUUCCUGGUUCAAUGAUAAGAAAACCACGGACUUGUUUUGGUGUUUGUUACACGGUGACCGGUAUGGAUCAGUGGUUAGCGGUUAUAAAAGAGACCAUUGGCAUUAAAGAUAGUACCGGGCACAAUUUAUAUUCAAUUACAUCCAAAAUACCAACAAACUACGGUUGGAAAAGAAAUAUUAAGGACUUUUGGCUUACAAGCGAUGUAAAUGCGCCAUUAUGGAGGCGAAUUUUAUAUUCUCCUUCGGGUUCGAAAGCUUUACUUAACGGCACAGAAGUCGAUUAUUUCAAACUUUACAAAUUGCCAAAUAAGGAUGUAGAGCAAGGAAGUGAUAUGGUUUGA